CUAAUGUCAUUUACAACCCUCAACAAAUAUAUUCCAGAAAAUGUGUUCAAAAAUAAUCAAGAUUCCAGAAAGCACUCGCAAAAUUACAGAGAAAAGCCAAGUUUCUGGAAAAUCCUCAUUCUCCUUUCCACGGUUAUCAAUUACUUCAUUACAAGUUUCUCCUAUGUGUUUAUGCAAAACCCGAUCAGUGGAAAAGUAUGGUUCGUAAUCAUGGCGCUCGACGUAGUGUACAUUCUCAAUUACAUCGCAACAUUGACAAAUUUCUUCCUACGAUCACCAACAAUCGAAACUCAUCUGCAACUGUCGAAAAGCAAGUUCGUUUUAAUAACUGAUUUCUUCCUAGCUUUCCCUUACUCCUACUUUUACGAAACUGUUAGUUAUAAAUUCUACAAGAACACCAUUUUCCUGAUUUUACGAACGAACGUCCUGCUCAGAUUAUUCUAUCUGGUGUCGUUUUUUAAAAAGCAAUGGAACACGGCUGGAAUGAAUCAAUUAAAGUGUUUCGCCGUGCAGUACACCACCUAUUUCUUAAUACUGGUACACACUUUGGCAUGCUUCUGGUACGUAGAAGCUUUUACAGAAGACGGAUCAAGCAAAUGGUCAGCGAAAGAUUUUCGGAAAAAAUAUCAGCAAACUUUUGAAAAAUACGUAGUCUGUUUUUAUUAUGCGGUAACGAGUGUUACUAACAGACAUUUUGGAGACAUUUUUCCAAGGUAUACAACCCAAAAAAUCAUUUCAGCCGUAUUCGUUUGUGUGGGAUUUAUAUUAACAACGGGAGUCUUCAUUGCCGUACUGUCUUUCCUGGUGGAAGUCACCCACAAAAGGAGGACAAAACUAAAGAUGGAACUCCAAAACAUCGUGAUUUUUUUAAAAUCGCUGCCCACUCAAGUCAGGAGACAAAAUGUUAUCACAAACCACUAUAAAAUGCUCUGGGAGAAAAAACGUGGUGUUCAAAAUUCCUCGUACUUUGAGUGCUUGCCCAAUCCUUUGAAAUACGAGAUCUCUGUUGAUACUAGGAUAGGGCUGCUUCAAACUUCCACACUUUUCCAAGAUAAACCCGACGCGUUCUUAAGAAUGGUUUCGUAUCUAGUGAAACACGAAUUUUACCAACCCGGGGCACUGAUUUACCAUCGGAACUGUACCAAAAACAAAAUGAUUUUUGUAGUAGUAGGUAGCGUCGAUAUUCUAUCCGACGAGGACGAUGAAAGUCCUGUCAUCACAUUCAGACAUGGAACAUGUUUAGGAGAGAGCUCUCUAGUUCUCACCCUUCCUUCAAAAAACUCCAUCCAAGCACGUUCUUACACAGAGUUGCAAGUUCUCUACCGCAAAGAUUUUUUUAAACUAAUAGAACAAUUUCCGCAAGUGAUUUCCGAUAUUCGCAACUUAAUAACACACCGUGUUACGCAAACCCAUGUCGACGAAACUACUCCAGGAGGAAAAAUUUACCUGACACCUUUCUUUCCAGAACGAAACGCAACAGCCACGAAAGAGUUGAAAGAAAACUUUGAAGAAAAUUUUCGACAUGCGAAACAACCAAAUCAGUUUUUAUUUUUGUAUCAGUUGGAAAGAUCCUUCCACUUAAGAGACGCUCUAUGUCUUACACAAAACUUUCCUUGGAUUCUUAAUCCCACUGGUUCUUUUACACAACACUGGGAACUUUUCACUGUUGCUGUGACUCUCUACACGAGUGUCACAUAUCCAUACUAUAUCGUUUUUGUAAAAGACUAUCCCAACUGGUUCACACUGUCUCUAAAUUUUGUCGACUUCUUUUGGAUACUUGAUUUGAUCAUACUUUUGACUACUGCUAUCGAAGAAAGUGACAAAAUGGUCACGACUUUCAUGGAGAUUUCCCAGAAACGUGUAAUGCAGCUUGGGUUUUAUUUAGACUUCGUGAGCUGCGUCAGAAUAGAACUAUUCUACUGGAUUUGGACGAAGAACUCGAGGUUCGGUGAGGUUUUAAGGCUUAAUCGACUGUUGAAAAUAUACAGAAUACCUAAACUCCUACUCAAGAUUGAAAACAAAAUUGAAGUUAACUCGUACGUUUUGUACGUCAUCAAAUACAUCUUCUACAUUAUCAUCUUCGGGUAUUUGUUUGGUGCCUUUCUUUACGUUGUAACUUGUUUUGAAAAGGCAUGUACGGACGACGGUUGGUUUUUCAGAAAAUUGCUCGACAACAUAGGACAAGAAGUUGCAGUCACUUACACUUCUCACGAAGUCCUCACUUCAAUGUAUUUCGCCUUAUCGUGCAUAACCGGGCUUACACCAGGUGAUAUUUUGCCCUCGAACAUCACGGACAUGAUCACCUCCAGCUUUGUCAUGAUUUGUGGAAUAUUUACUUUCGGUUGUUGCGUAUCCCAAUCGUCGGCUUUGCUCACCCGCAAACUGAAAGUCCGCACAGAUUUCCAAGACAUUCUAUACUCAAUCGUGAAGUUCAUGAAGAGGAGAAACAUGGGGAGCGAUAUGAUACGACGAGUUAAAAACUACUUGGUACUCCAGUGGCAUUACGAUAGAGCGUCAAUACUCAAACAACCACUGCUUUUUAAUCUCGACAAAAAUUCCCAGACGAGGAUCCACAUGGACGAAAAAAUGAACACCAUAACAGGUGUGUCUUUGUUUCGGGACCAGAGAUUAGAUUUUCUGUUGUCGCUAGCAAUCAAUGCACAAACUUUGGUUCUACCGCCCAACGAAUUCGUUACUUACAAAGGCGAAGUGUUGAAGAUUUUGUACAUUAUCGAGGAGGGUUACUGCAUUCGACAAUUCGAAAAAAGUUACGUGGUACUAAGACCUAUGUCAUUCUUUGGAACCAUGUGUCUUUUCUCCAAAGUUAACUCUCUCUGUACCGUAAAAACGUUAACUCACGUCAAAAUACUUUGCAUCACUGAAGAAACUUUCUGGAGAUCAGCGUCGAUCUACCCGACUGUGUUUACCCAAUUUAAAAUCGCUUCUAACACUUUCGACAUACUGACAGAGUUUAAGAAAAUCCCCAUCCAUCCGACUUUGGACAACACCGAAAUCGAAAAAAAUUCUUUAGUUCCUCCAGGUUCUUUUAUUAAUGUAAUUUCGUACUGCAAAAGACUCGACGAAAACUACAGCGCACCUUUCCGGGAUUUGGGAAUUCUGUGCUGGAUACAAAUGUUGAUGUUACCCAUAUGUAUUCUUCCCUAUGGUUCGCUGCUGAAAUUGUGGAUGACCAUGCGACUGCUGGUCGCAAUCUUCAUAACAGUUCUCACUCCAUGCCAGAUAAUCCAAGCACCAUAUACAUCUAUGAUUGAUUCUAUUAUUUUUGUAGCAGAUGUGGUUUCGUACGUAGAUCUCUACGUGAUGCUCUUUGUCGGUUAUUACGGAGACAAAAAUCAGUUAAUUACGCAUCCAUUAAAAACGGCAGCGUAUUCUUUGAAAGGUCGUUUUCUGCCGAACUUUGUCCUGUGUUUCCCAUGGGAACUGCUGCUGCCUUAUUUUCUCGAUGACCCAAACGAGAAACCAUUAAGUCAUAAUUUACUCAACAACGCACAUAACUUUGUAAGAAUAAUCAAAAUGGGCCAAAUUUACAGACUGGUACAAUUUUUCAGCUACGUUUCGUCUACAAAAAGAAAGAUCAAUAGUAAUAUCCUGCAAGUACUAAAGUACCUUCCGAUGAUAAUGGUCUUUGUGCACUUCUGGGCUACAAUUUUGGUGGCUAGUAAUUGCAGGUACUACAGUCAAAGCGAUUUAUCUAGGUUUGCUUACAACAUAAAUUUUGUCAAACCUGAUGGCCUGGCACACCAUGUUCAAAAACCCAUGGCUAUGUACUGUAACGAAGAUUCAUGGUUUGACAGAUCAAAAUUUCGCAACUUUACCGAACCAUAUCAGGUGUAUAUUUUAGCGGUUUAUUAUUGCACAGGACUUCUGACUUUGUGUGGACUAGGAGACGUCACCCCUCAGUACCCCAACUCACUAAUAAUAACAAUAGGGGCAAUAAUGUGCGGUUUUUUUUUCAUUGGCUAUAUAUAUGCAAAAAUUUCGAGUCAUAAGGCACACUGGUACAAUUUGUUAUUCAAAAACCAAGAAACGGUGGCUGAGUUACACAAAUUCAUGAUGGAAGAACAAGUACAGGACAAACUUCAACACCAAGUAAUAGAACGCUUCGAAUACAGGUGGAAGCGUUGCAAAGGUGUCGAACCAAACAAAAUUUUGACCAAACUGCAUCCACUCCUUUAUCAAGACAUCGUUUAUUCAAUGUUCGAAAACACUCUAGUCAACGUUCCGAUUUUCGAAAAUGUUGACAAAGUUUUUCUUAGAGUUUUUGGAAGGAUUAUUAAGGAAAGGUACUACUUGAGACAAGAGACGAUCUACAAGACCGACGAUGUUAUUUCCGAUUUAUGCAUAAUCGAAAGAGGAGUCGUGAGAGUAGUUUCAAAAUCUCGAACCAUAGAAGCCCUUAUUGAAAGCGGAGGAAUUUUUGGUAACCUUACUCCGACAGCAAAACAUAAACUAUCCAUCACUGUAACGGCUCUGAGUAACGUGGAUCUUUUAGUCAUGGACUCUCAGACUUUCUACGCCGCUUUAGAAAAAUACCCUUCCAUCAAGGAAAUCGUCGAAAGCAAUUUUACCAAACGAACCGAUUUUAUCAUACCAACAUUUAGAACCGCUGAAGAUAUUGCACUGGAAGAGAAAGCUUACCCGGAAACGAGAAGAAGCGUGCACACUUUUAAAAGCCUUGCAGACCUUCAUUCAAACCUUGAAGGUUUCUUGAUCCUUUGUCUACCUUGGAAACUAUUUCAAAUCGCGAUUCCACAAUAUUCAGUCCUCUUCAAAAUUUUUGAUGUUUACUUCCUCGUGGUAACUUACUUGUGCUCUCUGUUCACCACAUACGAAUUUGCUUUCCAAGAUCACGCGUUCUACCUCUUGUGUUUCGCCUUUUAUGCAGAUACCACUUUCAUCGUAAAAAUAAUUUUAGAAAUGCACAAAACGUACGAAAAUCGAUAUGGAGAGAUGGUGGUAUCCAACAAAAAGAUUGUGUCCCAUUACUUCCACAAGCGCCGUCUGAGAAGAAGUGCAGAUUUUUUUGUCAACUUUCCAUUUUAUUAUUUUGUUUUUAUCUUUGGUGUAUUCGUAGAGUUUGACACGCGCUUAGUUUUCUCGAGCCUAAGACUAGUUGUAGUUUUAAGACUGGCGUAUUUUUUUGAUUACUACAGAGAAAAAUCGGACGCAUUGAUGAGCAACAGAUUUCUGUUAAAGAUAUGUACGACUUUUGUCUGGGGAACACUCACUAUUCACUUUUUUGCGUGCGGUUGGUACUUAUGUGCGUGUCCGUUAGUUUCUUGCUUGGAAAAUUCGUGGGUAAAGCAGUGGUAUGAAAGCACAGACAUUCACGACUUGAAAAACGUAGACAAGUACAUCACUUGUAUUUACUUCGUGACGAUAUUAUUGACUAAAACCGGAACGGGUGAUAUUUUCGCCCUAAACAUACACGAACAGAUAUACAUCUCAAUAACGAUGAUUAGUGCGAUUUUUCUAACCGGAAUUUUUAUUGGAGAAAUAUGGAAUUUUCUUAAUUCGACAACUGUAGGACGUGUUAAAUAUGAUUACAGAAUUAACGAACUGAAACAAUUCGUCAAAAACAACAAAAUAAGCAAAUUUCAGUUGAAAAAGUUAUGGAGGUAUGUAAAGCAGUUGUGGUUUGUUAGCAGUGGACACCAAAUUCCUCACGGAAUUGCGCAUUUACAUUCGGCCACAGUGCGAGAAUUAAUGGCGGACGCCUAUGUGCACCAUCUGAAAAACUCCUACAUCUUUUCUGACGUAGAAGAGCCUUUUCGUAUUCAAGUGUGCCAAUAUUUUAAACGACAGAUUUUUUUUCCCGGUAAUUACAUUGUUCAACAUGGCGAUUUCGACAAUACAAUGUAUUUUAUACAUUCCGGAGAGGUUGAUAUUCUAAGUGUUUACUCCAAUCUGACAGAAAGUAUACACGAAACUUUACAAAGUGGAGAUAUGUUUGGAGCAAUACAAGGUUUAUAUCACAAUGUUGCACAUCAUUUUUCGUUUAGAGCACGCACGACCGUACACGUAUUAGGUUUGCGGCUAAACGAUUGGCAACACUUGUUAGAUUUUUUCCCAGAAAGCAAAGAGUCUAUUUUUACAAAAACCAAUAAAGUUAAUGUGUAG
This is a messenger RNA of Zophobas morio, 6141 nucleotides long. RefSeq lists its product as uncharacterized. The coding region runs from base 4 to 6141 and encodes 2045 amino acids. Gene Ontology annotation, cellular component: plasma membrane. Lineage: Eukaryota; Metazoa; Arthropoda; Insecta; Coleoptera; Tenebrionidae. Gene Ontology annotation, molecular function: inward rectifier potassium channel activity. The transcript is spliced from 19 exons. The record is from RefSeq and is a predicted model, not a curated record. Gene Ontology annotation, biological process: membrane repolarization during action potential; potassium ion transmembrane transport.